AUGGGUGGUGUUACCGUCAAGGACGUCGAGGCGCAGAAGUUCAUCGCCUCCUAUGCCGCUUUCUUGAAGAGGCAGGGAAAGCUCCCCAUUCCAGGCUGGGUUGAUACCGUCAAGACAUCGCACUCCAACGAGCUGCCUCCCCAGAACAUCGACUGGUUCUACGUCCGCGCCGCCGCCGUCGCCCGCCACGUCUACAUGCGCAAGACCGUUGGUGUUGGCCGUCUCCGAAAGGUCCACGGUUCCACCAAGAACCGCGGCUCGCGCCCCUCGCACCACGUUGAUGCCUCCGGCUCCGUCGACCGCAAGGUCAUGCAGGCUCUCGAGAAGAUCGGUGUCCUUGAGCAGGAUGAGGACAAGGGUGGCCGCCGCAUCACACAGUCCGGCCAGCGUGAUUUGGACCGUAUCGCCCAGACCACUCUCGAGGCCGAUGAGGAGGAGGAUGACGAGUAGACGCUUGCUACACUAAAAGGAUUGCUGGCAUUUGAUUGCGGGCGGUACGGAUCUACGGUUUACGGCUUAUGGCGUUUCGAUAUGACUUCGCUGGGGCAGCAUAGCCUAGGACAUCCAAUGGAAGCGGGCUUGACCCAAAAGCAACUUUGAUACCCCACCAUCUCUGUGUUCCUGAUGCGUUGUGAAAUUACGUUUACACAUGCUGCAUUGUCAUUUCCCUUUUGUUCAACUCGCAUUGAGGCAAAUCCAAUUUG
Molecule: messenger RNA, 704 nt
Organism: Dothidotthia symphoricarpi CBS 119687
Lineage: Eukaryota; Fungi; Ascomycota; Dothideomycetes; Pleosporales; Dothidotthiaceae
Product: 40S ribosomal protein-like protein S19
Exons: 6
Coding region: 1-450 (149 amino acids)
Biological process (GO): ribosomal small subunit assembly; translation
Cellular component (GO): ribosome; cytosolic small ribosomal subunit
Molecular function (GO): structural constituent of ribosome; RNA binding
Source: RefSeq, a predicted model, not a curated record